AUGGACAUAUCCUUCAGUGGAACGUGGUUGCGCAUCGCCAAAGAAAUGGACUCUAGAAUGUUCUCUGUUGAAUUUGUUGAUCUUAAGCCUUUACUGUUACGGCAAUACCGGAUUGCGAGACUUCCACCCGAAUUGUUAUCGGUCUCGUGCCAUCGAACUCUCGAAAGUCAGUGCGGCGAAACGGUAGUUAAUUCUGCGAUUACCCCGUCCCACUCCUGCGUACCUAAUAUGCAUACCCGUGUUUACGACAGGCACACAUACUCACCGAGUUCUCCGAGUACCGUUAGACGAUCUUCGGUCCCCAGUUCCCGCGAGGGGGUUCAACAUCUUCGAUAUAUAAAGAGGUAA
Athalia rosae (coleseed sawfly) is the source of this 348-nucleotide messenger RNA. RefSeq lists its product as uncharacterized. The transcript has 2 exons. The record is from RefSeq and is a predicted model, not a curated record. NCBI's taxonomy places the organism in Eukaryota, Metazoa, Arthropoda, Insecta, Hymenoptera, Athaliidae. The coding region runs from base 1 to 348 and encodes 115 amino acids.